CCCAGGGCCCCGUAAUAGGAGUGAUGCCUCUACUAGAAGACACAGGGGAGGGAGAGAGCUAGGGGACCAGCCAGUCAGUCUUGCUUGACAUAGAGCUGCCACAAACCUUCAGUUUGUAAAACGGUAGUAUUUGCAAAUUGAAAUUAAGUACAACAAAAUGAGACAUAUGUAUACCUGUUUUGUCCUAGGUACUCACAAUGUAUUUUGUCAACUAAAGUGACUUUAUAAGUAGGUGACAUCAUUACAGUUUUACUUAAGAGAAAUCUGAUGCUUGGGCAUGAUCAAAUAAAUUUUGCCAUUUGGAAACAAGCGUUUUAAUGCAAAUAAAGUAAUGCAUUCUGACAAGUCUGUCAUAGCACCUAAAUUUUUGAUCCCUCUCUAAGGCCCUGCCGUGUGAACAAAGCUUUCUGCAAUUUGCAGCUACUCUACCUUUGCAAUCCUGUCUCUCAUUGUAUACCAGACUGAUAACUUGUCAUCAUCUGGUUUUUGGUUUAUGCUACUUCCCUCUCCAGGAGCUCCUAUGCACCUUUCAAAUUCUACCUAUCUGUAAAGUCCAGUUCAUUAUUUCAUUCAACAAAUCUUUAAAUUCAUACCCAUUGCCAGAUGCUGUGCUAGGUUAAAGUCAGUGGAGGAAGAGCGAGUUCACUCUCAGCUAUGAUGGAGGGGCUGAAAUCACACUUAGCCUCCUCUCAUCAACCAUCAUAAAAGCUAGAGCAAUUAUAUAAAACAAAGUCCAGUGCCUGGGUCCUUGGGAGAAGGAAUUCACAGAAAGUGAGCCCCUAUCUUCACCCUAGCAGCAUUUUUCAAAUUCUUACACAGGGAAAGGGAGGCCAAGCAGAGUAGAAGUGUGUCUGGGAAGAAAAAAAUGGAGAAGCAGAGUUCAGGGCUACUAAUCUGGCUGGGAUUUGGGCACCAAAGUAUCAGCGAGGGGAGUGUUUGCAGAGAAGGAUCUCCCCAAAGUCUGCAAAGCCGUUUCCUUUGGGUUGCUGGCCAACUCCUGUGCUGCUUGUGUAUGGAGGAUGGCUUGAGGCUUAGCGGAGAAGCCGAGUGGGGAUUUCAGAAGUGGGGUGCUGUCGGGGGCAGGGGGUUUAGGCCCAGCGGACAUGAAGAGGCUUGUGAAGUCCUGGUGCUGCAGUGAGACCCCAGGAAAGUCACAGCCAAGGAAUAAAGACAGUAUGCGAGGAGUAAGGACAGAGCUGAAACACACCUACUUUCUGCUUUUCUGCCAAUUUAAUUUUAUUGGGGAAAUGCUUCCCAAGAGAAAAUCCUCAGGAGAGCAAGCAGCUGUGAGAGCGUGUGCCGAGGAAGGCCUGAGGUGGUCAGACGGGCGUGGUGCUGAGUGGACCAAGCAGGUGCUGAGUGGAGACAAGGAUUUCAGAGCAGUUUCUCCACCCUCGGAGUCCUUCUAGGUCAUCAGCUGUCUCGACCUCCCAGGCCAUGGGAAGGUCCUCAUGCUUGAGGAUUUGCUGAGUCCACUUAGAGAUCCGGAAUUCUCUUCCUGCCACUCUUGUCUGGUAGAGAAGUGGUCAGAAGGAACGACACAAGAGAAGAAACCAGAAUGUAUGGAAGAACAGGUAGAAACAUCUGUAGUUUCCCAAGAACCUACACGGAUGGAGAAAUCUACGGACACAGAGGAGGACAAUAUAGCUGGACCACUGUUUAUGAACAAAACCACUCAGUUCCCAUCAGUUCACGCAGAGGUGCUCCUGGAGCCCGAGGAGACCCCCGAAGCAGCCUGCGGUGGCAGCCCGAAACCAUCUACCCCUAAGGCUGUGACCCCACCCUCCUCACCAUCUCCAGCAGCUGUCUCACAAGAGUUUGCUUAUGUGCCAGCUGACCCAGCUCAGUUUGCUGCUCAGAUGUUAGGUAAUGUUUCAUCUAUUCAUUCUGAUCAGUCUGACAUUUUAAUGGUGGAUGUGGCAACAAGUAUGCCUGUUUUUUCUGAGGAGGUGCUGAGCUCAGAGGCUGCCGAAGAUGCCAAGGUGGCCAUUCCCACUGUGUAUUCCGCAGAGGCUGUAGCCCUGCAGGUUCUGAGCCAAACAUCUGUCCAUGUAGAUUUGGGUCCUAAACCUAAAGACGAUGAAGCUGAACCAACAACAGCUUCCUCCUUCCCCUUGCAGGAUGAACAAGACCCUCCUGCUUACGAUCAAGCUCCCGAGGUCCCUUUGCAGGCUGAUAUUGAGGUCACAUCAUUCGUUCACGUUUCAUCCAUCUAUAACAAUGAGCCUGUGACUGAAGAAGUUACUUAUGUCGAGCAAAUACCAGAACACAUAGUUAUCCCUUUUACUGAUCACGUUGCUUCCCUUAAAGAAAAUGAGCCACCAGAUAGUCCCAUACCUGUAGCACGCGACACAGGCAUGUCUGAAAAAACCAUAGGUUCCGUAAGUCUUGCACAGUUGGAGGUGGAAUCACACUAUUCCUCAGUACAUAUGGAGGCAGAAGCAUCAGUUCUGUUCUCUGACACCUCUUUGAAAGGUCAGCCUGCACAAUUCCUGGAUGCAGGGGGCUCCACCAAAGCAGUCGGCUCUGAAAAACCGCUGCAUCUUGAAGUGGAGUUCACUGCCCUAGUUCCUGGCAACUCGGGGCAGGAGGAGUCCCAGGGAAGCUCUGCAGCCCAGGAGAUGGAGGUCAAACUCGUGCUCUCUGGGGAAGCUGCUACAGCAGUGCUCUCAGCUGCAUCUGUAAGGGCAGCUGGUGGUAGCCCCACUCCUGUUCCAGAAGGUCUUACUGAACCUGAGCUCGAACCAGAACUGGAAGCAGCACUUGAACAAGGUUUGAUGAAGCCAGCCAUAGCAGCAAGCGAAGCAGGACAACCACCACCAUACUCUAACAUGUGGACCCUUUAUUGUCUAACUGAUAUGAAACAACAGAGUCGCCCAUCACCGCCACCUGCACCUGGGCCUUUCCCCCAAGCAACCCUCUAUUUAUCUAAUCCUAAGGAUCCACAGUUUCUGCAGCAGCCACCAAAAGUUACUUCUCCAACUUACGUGAUGAUGGAUGACAGCAAGAAGACCAGUGCCCCACCUUUUAUUUUAGUAGGCUCGAAUGUUCAGGAAGCCCAGGAUUGGAAACCUCUUCCUGGACAUGCUGUUGUUUCUCAGUCAGAUGCCUUGAAGAGAUACGCUGCAAUACAAGUACCCAUUGCUGUUCCUGCAGAUCAGAAAUUCCAGAAACAUAGCCCAAACCCCCAGAAUGGUAGUCCUCCUACAAGUGGACAAGAUGUCCCCAGGCCACAAAGCCCAGUUUUUCUUUCUGUUGCAUUCCCAGUAGAAGAUGUAGCCAAAAAAGGUUCAGGAUCUGGUGACAAAUGUACUCCCUUUGGAAGUUACGGUAUUGCUGGAGAAAUAACCGUGACUACUGCCCAUGUUCGCAGAGCAGAAACUUAAAACUGGUAGGUAAAUUUUCCUACCAUAACAUGUGGGCCUUAACACACUAGUAGUUUGAUUUGUUGACUGGGAGAUAGAGGUAUUUACAGAAAUUGAACGGAGAUGUGCAAGGAGAUAGGGUAUACUCAAAUUUGAUGUGGUUAUCCUCUCCAAGUUCAUUACCCCCAAUUACUAAGAAAUGCACAGCAGGUGUACUGCACCAGGACGACUCACACCAAGGACUUGGUGCCUGAGACAUGAAUCCAUCCACUCAAUCACCUUUGAAUACCUGGUUCUUCACCUAGCCCCCCGGGAAGGUGCUAAAAAGGGAUGGCUUUAUAAGAAAGACAGACCUUCUGUAGGAACUUUAUAAGUUGACUGGCAUGUUAAGGGGUGGCUAGGAGCAGAAGCCAGACGUGAGUACUGGGGCCAAGUGGAGAGAAAGGUGAGAGGUUAGAGAUGUGGGGGAGUGCCCCCCCCCAUCACGUAGCAUCUGUUUCCUCUUGAGAGGGAGGAGUUACUAUAGGAUGGGCAGGUUGAAAACACCCACAACUGGGAUUAACUGGAUCAGACCAUUUUCUCUCACAAAUUACCCACCCAGUACUUCAGGCCCUAUCCCGUGUGUGGGCAGUGAGGAAAACAAGAUGCUGACACAGGCCCUCCUUUAGAGGGUGUUCAGGCCCAGAGGUCAACUGACCCCUGAGUCCCAGGAAGGACCCAGCCCCACAGGGAGCCCACAGAGUAGGACUACUGAGCCACAGCAGGGAGGCCAAGAUGAGAUGGGUGGGGAGGAGCUGGGAACAGCACCCAGGAGGAUGUGUGGGUGCAGCAAAGAGGGGACCGUAUGUAGCCUCAGGAGAUACACUGGGGGUGGAAAGCACAGCAGGAAGCCAGAAGAAGGACUGCCCUGGAAGGCAGGAGGAGGUCACCAGAGGAAGCAGGAAAAGGAGUUAAGCAGGUAUAAUGCAAAUGUCAAGCUGAACAUCUGAUGGCCAAAGCUAGAUUUCCUCCACGGGCAGGCUCAAGCACCACAGUGACGGUAGCUGAGGAGGUAACUCAGUUAUCCAGUGUCGGGUCUGUGCCCCUCCUACUUGCCAGGAGGUGGAAUUGUCAAAAUGGCUGUUUCCAGCGUGAAAUGCUGGGGUAUUUCAUGCAAAGGUGCAGCUAAAUUGAUGAGCAUUUAGUAACGGGAGGGUAGACCUCGCAUUUCUGAUCUGCCCCUCAUUUUACACGUUCCCCUCGUUUUACACGUUCAGUCUCGUGAUUAAACAAUUCACUAUUUACAUUCCUAACAGAUGCUGAAACCACCACCGUCUGAGCCAACGUUCAAGGUGGAGUCUGCCACCCGAACGUACUUUGUCAAUAAACUUCAUGCAAGCAUAA
This is a messenger RNA of Nyctereutes procyonoides (raccoon dog), 4748 nucleotides long. It is a transcript of the gene CABYR, whose product is annotated as calcium binding tyrosine phosphorylation regulated. Gene Ontology annotation, molecular function: calcium ion binding. Gene Ontology annotation, cellular component: sperm fibrous sheath; cytoplasm. Lineage: Eukaryota; Metazoa; Chordata; Mammalia; Carnivora; Canidae. Gene Ontology annotation, biological process: sperm capacitation. The coding region runs from base 1452 to 3386 and encodes 644 amino acids. The transcript has 3 exons. The record is from RefSeq and is a predicted model, not a curated record.